Molecule: messenger RNA, 9039 nt
Organism: Plasmodium coatneyi
Lineage: Eukaryota; Apicomplexa; Aconoidasida; Haemosporida; Plasmodiidae
Exons: 3
Coding region: 1-9039 (3012 amino acids)
Source: RefSeq, a predicted model, not a curated record
AUGAGCCGCUUUUCAUUUAGAAAGAUAGUUUUUAAUGAGGACAAAUUGUUGAGCUCUGAAAAUACCCCUGAGGACAAUGCCGCUUCGUUUAAAAGCCUCACUACAUCAAAAUUUAGAAGUGACAAAGGAAAAAGUGGGCUUCCCCAUCAGGGGGUCGAAAACACCAAACUGAAGUGUGUACCAAAUUUUGAAGAUACGCCAAAUGGUGCUUCGCAGCAGAAAUGUGUGGACCAUAGAAGUGAAUCUUCCCCACUGAAGAGUGCACACACCUUGGAGGACAACCAAAAUAGGGGAUACAUGAAUUUGAUAAAAAAUAACGUAAGAAAUGUUAUCAGUAAUAUAAUUAAUAGGAAAUCCAUACUGGGCAGAAAAAACAACGAAGAUGUCAGAGAAGACGAGAAAAAAAAGACAGCUGAAGUAAAGAACAAAGGGCAGAAUAGCAAUGCAGGUGUGAGCAAAAGAAUAGAAUUUCCUGACACUAAUGGGGCAUCAACAGAUUUGAAACCGAUGCCAAGGGGUACUGAAAAAAAGGGAACCAACUCCAACUUGGUUACAAGCAAGGAUGAAAAUAAGUCCUCCGUUAGAAAAACUUGGAUAAACUUAAAACAUGUCGACAAGGAUGUUACCAAAAAUGAUGCCAAAUAUGAUGACUCAAAGGUGAGUCCUAGGGGUGUAGCGAAAGACAUGGUCGAUCAGUCAAAUGGGAAUAACAGACAGCUAAACGGAAGGGGAACUCCAACAAAUGAAAAAAAUGGAGGCGCAGAAAAGGUUACCCACGGGGAUGGCAGCAGAAGCAACAGAAGUGGCAAAGCAGUGAACGAGAAAACACGCAAUGAUGUGGCGUCUUUAAGUGGGAAGGGACAAUCGCUUAUUAGCAGAAUCCCCUCUCCAGCUAGCAAAGCCACACCGCUAGCUACCAAACCGUUCAUCGUGGGAAUAAAGAAAAAUGAAAAAAUAUCAAAUAAGCAAUACGUCUUCACGUCGAGGACCACAAACAACAGAGAAAAAUACGUAGGCAGAAGUACCUCCCCAAAUUUUCUGCACAAUGAUACCUUUCAAAAAAAUUUAAAAAAGACAUUAAUUGACACCAUCAUGAAUCCUGACAUGGGGGAACGCACGCCAGAACUAGUGGCGCCCUUAAGGACAGCACCAAGGAUAACGAAAACGGCAACCCCAACCAAUGUACUGAGCAGAAGCGGACAUCCUGACCUACUCAGAAGGGACACCCUUUUAAAUCAAAAGGGCUUUCCACAUGGAGACAAAACAAAAAGCGUAAUCAAAUACCCGUCGCCAAUGAAUGCGGGUAGUGUCAAAGCGAUUGGUUCACACAUGAAAGGGGAUAACCUUUUCGAAACGAAGCAGCAAAUUAUGAGAAGGUAUUCUACAGCCGUUCGAAACAGAAACUCAGUGCUAAGAAAGAACAGCGUAACGACGAAUGGACACAUCUCCCCUUAUAAACUAAAUGGAGAGGGAAACGAAAAAAAAAAAUUAUCCUCCAAGGAAAAUGAUACACCCAAAAUGGUGAGCUCUAUUAAGGACGCGCAAGCUCCUGACAAAACGGAAUGGAGUAACAGAGAGGAUGGAAAAGCUUCUCAUAAUGAUGUCUCACCGAGUAGUGCAAAUUAUAAGAAUAAAAUGGCCUCUAAAAUGUUGUCCUUGCAAAGGAAAAAAAUAGACGUGGUGACGAAUUCGGUUCUAAAAAAUGGGAGAUUGGUUAAGGAAACUUCUCUCACAGGGGGAGUUAAAUAUAGGAGUAGUCCUACGUCGAAACAGGGUACACAAAAAUGGGGACUACAUAAACGGGUGGGAGGAAAUAAUAAACCAUCCCCUUUGAAUAUGCCUAAACGAUCCAGCACGAUGAAUUUUACGAUGGUAAAUAAGGAAGGUUCAGUGCCAAGCAGGACACUGAGACGGUUUGAUAGUGUAGCUAAGGGUCAGGUAAAAAAGGGGGUGAAUCUUAAAACAGGAUACAAAUUAGAUACAGGUAUGAAGCAUAAACGUUUUUUCCCAGUGGAUAAUAUUGAGAAGGUGGGCCAUACGUAUUAUGGUGUGAAAUGUAAAAGUAGAUUUACGUCGGAAGGAGACGAAUGUGUGGGGGGUGAUGUUGAGGAGGAGAGGGGGUCCGGGCUCAGUUAUGCUACCAAGGGGGAGCAAAUUAAUGGAGACAUGGAACACUCAACGAGGGAAACGCCCCUCGAGGGGGGUGACCAAAGCGACGCAAUGGAACCACAAACAGGGGAAGCACAUCUAGAAGGUGAAAUGGGAAAAAGUGCUAACCCCGCGGAGCAUACGCCAGAUGGGGUAGUGACAGGAGACGAGGUAUAUUACGACUCAUCAGCAGUGAACUCCGCACAGACGAAGUAUCGCGAAACGGAUUUGUAUGAACAUUUUAACAACACCACAAUGAUGAUGUUAAAGGGAAAUUUGGACUAUGGAGGGGGGGCUGCCUAUGAGGUGGAAAAAGUGGAUACACAAGAGGGGGGACCAAAUGGUGAGCAAGAAGAAAAUGGACCAGAGGAAGAUGAUGAAAUUGGCUCCUCCCCCAUGGCAGGAAGUGACAUCCUGGCAGAUGACCCACUUGUUGAUGAGGAUACAGAAAAAGGAAGUGGGAUCCAUGUGCGAGUAAACCAUCAAUCGGACGGGCUGCACACCCUGCUAGGAGGGGAAGUGGCCCAAUUUUGCACCGCCGAAGAAACACUAAAGGGUGAAGCGAUAGAUGCCCUUGAAAGUGAGAACGAUAAGGUAGAUGAUUCAGACAGUGAGUUCAUCACCGUCGUGAAGGCGGAAAAUUUCCGCAAGGAUCGCUCAUCGGACAAUGUAAGCAGCCAUGUAAAUAUGAAUGAAGAAAAUAACAUACCGGUGAAGGAAGAACAAAAGGGACAUGCACUCAUUCGAGGAGAUAGUCGUAACAUCACAAAUGAAGAAGGUAAUAAUUACGAUGGGGAAAAUGGGGGAGUAGCAGAAAUAGGGUACAACAGAAAAAACGAUUAUGUGUGCAUAAGAGUAGAAUCCCAGGAUGAGGACGUCAUUACAGAGAACGUGAAAAUUUACUUAAAGAGUAAAAGCCAAGAGGAUGGAUUCAAAGGUGACUGGGGAGGGGCUGCCUGUAACAGUUGUAUAACUAGCGAAAGCGUAAAAAAUGGUGAGAAUAUCUCUGCACAAGUGAAUAUUGGGCAGGUCAACAAUUUGGCCGUUUCGCACGAUAAUGUGGGAAUAUGUAUCUUCAAAAAGGGGAGCAAAACGGAGGAAGGUAUUAUCAGGGGGGGGCAUUUAGAAAAAGGGGGGAAAAAGAGCGACGAAGAAAUAUCAUGCACACAACCUACCGGCAAAGGUAAAGGGCUGCUACCCUCCCGUGAGACGUGCAUGGGGGUAGGCCAGGCACAUGAAACACACCCCUCAAAGCGACUCCAAUCGAGGUUAAGAGAGAAUAAUAACACACCGCAAAAACUUGGGGGGAGAAAAAGCGGUGCACGUAAAAAGAGUAGCACCAUUUGUGGAGACGAACAAAGCAGUAAGAGGGGAAGCCAUUUUAAGGCAACCCAGAUAUGUGGGAAGAAUUUCCCUCGAAGGAAGCAUAAAAUGGUGAGGAAAAAUAACAUGUAUAAUUUCUGCUCCAAGUACAAGAGGAAUUACAACCUAAGUUUGGAUAACCGCAAGGUGAAGGGAAGAAAAGUGGCAAGCGAUGGAAGAAAGAACGAACAGGUGGAUACACAUGCAGAGAGGGGCUUCUCAGGUGAAGAGAUCAUUGUAGGGGGGGAAGCAUAUCGUGGUGGUCAGCAGGGAAACGUCUUUUCCAAUGAAGGGGUAGCCGAUCAAUUGUGCAGUGGGAAAAAAAGGAAAAUUGGUAAAGUGCUUAUAAAUGCUACCACGCCCAGUCGGCUUUUGAAGAAAAAAAAAAUGCAACCAAGUUUGCCUGUAAAGAGUCAUUCCCCUGGAAAAUUGAAGGGCAGGGUGGGGAAGUCUAGGGGCGGUGAGGGGCGCAGGAGAAGAAAAGGAAAAGAGUUAAAAGGGGGGGAUGCGUGUGGUGUAGUGGUGUCCCAGGUGGAAAAAGUGGUAGAAUCGUCAUCCCAGAAGGAAGAAGUGGUAGACGUAACAGACGUAGCAAUCGCGGCAGGCGCACCUGCUGCUAAAGACGCGGAAUGCGUCUUCCGCGAACACGAGUGGAUGGGCCUGAUCCUGCAGAUAAUAGACAACGAUAAUUUCGAGCUAGCCGAAAAGUUGAUGCUCUUGAUUUUCGAGAAGGAGGAGGAGUUAUACAAACAGUUCGUAGACGUGGAGAGGAGUGACGCGAGCACGUGCGCCGAUUUUUCUCCUCUCGGCCAAGCAGACGAACCGAACCCAGCAGACGAGACAAACGGAAUGGACGAACCGAAGAAGAGGAAAAAGGAAGUGUCUGAUUACAUGGAGCAGAUUGUGCACAGCUGCCCAGCAGAUUGGCCCCUCCUAGACAUAGCCAUACUGAUAAUCGUCUCUCAAAUAGUAUGCCACAUUUUUACGCAUAACAAAUGGAAGUACUUUUUUCAAAGCUGUGUUUUAUUUGAAAAAUUCUGCAUUCCCAUUUUGUUGAACUCGUCUAUAAUUAAUGCAGAGAGAAAUGGAACCCUCAUCCUGAUGUUUGAGCACGACUUCUUCUGCAAAAUAUUGGUCACUGGGAAUGAAGGGAAGCUAUCCGCCGCUGCGAUGAAAUACCGCUGUGAGUACUUAAAGAAUGACCACGUGGGGAAGGAAAGGACCAUUUUGGAUGUGAUUUUCCUGGCCUUGGCUUCCUACAUUACCGUGAGCCAAAACUUAAAUGAGUAUGUGGAAAAGAACAACCUUGCGUACUAUUUGGACUUGUUUCGCAAGAGAGCCCGUGAAGGGGGGGUCGAGGAGGAGAGGCGGAAAAGGAGAAAGAGGAAGCUGUUUCGGGGGAGCAGUCAAAUGAGGAGAAGCCACCAAAGCGGGGAUGGUCAUCACCGAAGGAGGCCUAGUAACAACUCCAAUUACACCGCAAAAAAGCAGCGAUUUUCCGAGCCCCUGCACCAGAACAAGCGAAAGGAAGAGCAAUAUCUUUAUGAACAAACAAAGAGAAGAAGAAUGACGUACGAGAAAAAUGUGAAAAGGAGGCUGAGCAUUCUGAGGACAGCCAAAUGUAUUAUAUCAAUGGAUAAGCACUCGAUGCGUCGAAGGAGUGCCUGUCCUAACGCGUUGCAUGGGAAGGAAAUUCCCAAGGAAGACAGUGAAAACCAGCAGGAGGAUAAUAAAACGGGCAAAUUCUUCCUCUUUAGGAAUAAAAAAAUUGAGACCAUUGUGCAGUACCAUACUAGGAGCCACUUAGAAAAAAUGUUGUGUCAUAUUGUUAUCGAAAUAUUUAAUUUGGUGUAUGCGUUUGGGGAGUACUCCGUGGAGAAUGUGCUCAUCAUUCGGAAGUUUUUCCGCGUGUUUCUAAACUUUGCGCAGAAGAGAUUCAUCGGCUUGUCCGUGCGUGCACACUCUCGGGGAAGUAGCGAGGUCGGGGGCGACUUGGACAGCGAACAACACGCUAGCACAAGCACUAUGACUACUUCUUCCUUUGCCGCGAAUGUGCGCGCAGUGGUGCCCCCGCCCCAGCGGAUAUAUGACAACUACUACAACGUGUGGAUUUGGGUGGAAAGAAUUUUUUCACAAAACUUUUACGAGCUGAACAAUUUGUUGUAUAAUGUAGACCUGGAGAAAAACAACCUGGUGGGCGACAACAAUCUAAGUGCCAACUAUGCAAAGAUAGAAACGAUUAGUAAAAACGUGAAAAGGUUUUCCGCGUUGCAGAGGCGGAACUGUUCCGUGUUGAGGAGGUACUGGGCGACCUUCGGGUCCAAGGAGGGAAUUGCAACAAAUGGUGAAAGAGACGUAAUUGGGGUAGUUAGCGAUGGUGGUGAGGGAGGGAGCACAACGGUACCAGGGUCACCUAUGGAUACAUCCAUGGAAGAAAUACCCCCCGGUUUGGUGUCCCACGAGUGGCUCCCGAACGGGGGGAUGGACAAGGAAAACUUGCGCAAACAUCGAAUCCUCUGCAAACUCGAAAAAAGGGACCACUCGAAGGACAGGCUGACCUUCCACUUCUUAAGUGCAGUUGAGUGCAUCUAUCAUGUGUACCACUCGAUGGAGGAAAUUCCGUCUUUUCUUCAUUUAAAAAAGGAGAGAAAAUAUUUUUCAAACUAUAUGGGUAGUAGCGAAACGGAAAAUGGGAGAGGAUCAACGGGGAUACCUUUUUUGAAUGGACCCACAAGUGAGCAUUUUGAUGGGAGUAGAAGUUAUUCUGGUCCAAGUCAAGAUAUGUUACUUCUGAACCGUCAAAUUGAUAGUAGUAAUAAGUACGGGAGUGGGGUGAAUGCCCCGUUGGAGGAUAAGACCGAUCACUGGAUUAGACAGCUAAAGAGGAGGCUAAAAAUAUACGACAUACAGUGGCAUGAGGAAUAUGAAAAGCAGUACGUAAAUUUGGCUAGCUCGAUGAAAAAGUUAAAAAAAAAAUUUAAAGAAAAAAAUUUAUUUUGUAAAAUGAUGGAGAGUGAUGUAAAUUCCAUUUGGCUAGACAAGAACCAGGUGUAUCUCCAAUACAUCCAGAUAAUGAUAAAUUGUAUGUUUGUUUUAGGAUGUUCCUAUGAUGAGAUUUUCCAGUUCAUAAAAGGGAACUAUGGCUUUGUGUUUAACAUGGUGGAGGAGAUUCGCAGAAACUUGGCUGGGUGCACGAGUCAACCUGAGGGGGGAAGGAGAAAGUUCCAAGACGACAACUUUCUACUCAUGGCAUGGGAAAUCGCCAACUUUUAUUUUUGCAUUUUAUAUUACAAAUUUGAGUUGAAGGAAAUUUUGCAAGAAUUACUAAAGUGGAUUUCUAUUUUUAGUGAAAUGGAGGAGGGGGACCGGCUUGGCGGUUCCUUGCUGACGUACAGGCAACGAUGCGUAUCCUACGCCGCACACAUUUUAAUCUUCCUCAAUGAGUAUACCUGCGCGAAGAGGGUGCUGAAGCAGUUCUCGCAGGAGUUCCUACCAAAUGUGCGGCAAGGUCAGCGAGAAAAUGGCAGACCAUUAAAUGACAAACCGGUCCAACCCCCCUACAUCGAUGAACGCAGACCAGCCACCGUUGCCAACUGCGAAAGAACAGCCCUGCACGCGCACACCAUCAACAAGUGCUACCUCUACGACAAGUGGAUCAACUUCAUGAUCAGGAAGUACAACCGUCUGAUUCCCUUCCUCCUGAAAAAAAAAAAUAUCGUGAAGCUAAUUCUUUUUAACAAUAAAAAUGUAAAAAUAUUGCUGAAGAAGAAAAAAGAAAAAGUGCUCACAAAAAAAGUGAUGAGUAAAAUGCGGCAACUGCAGAAAGUUGUUUUGUCUCUUUAUUGUCUCUGCGUUAAGUUGUACAAGAGCUAUUACGACCACGCGUCCUUUUUGCAUUUCAAAACGGCACAGCAGUUGUUGGUCGCUUCGAAGUACUUGGGCAUUCAUAUUAAAGAGAGGGAAGUGGUGACGCCUUAUUUCCCAUCGGAGGGUGCAGAUGGAACUGAGGUGAAAAUGGGAAAAACGCUUCUCAACGGGUUACCCUACCAUGGGGCUUCAAACAACUUUCUAAAUACAGAUGGUGAAGGGAAUUUAUUUUCUGGGUGCUCCUUCGGCGAUGCGAUGGGUAGAUCCCCUGCAGGAGGUCUUGCAGCUGCCGAAUGGGCUUCCCCUGGGUUGUAUUUGCAUACGGAGAGUAGUAGUUCCCACGUUAGUCCUCAUUUGGGGAAACCCGACCUGGACGAGGACAACCAAAACAACGAUGACAUGUUCUAUCUUCACGCACUUGUUCUGAGCAUACAGAUACAGUACACCCUCUCUGUGUGUAUCAUAAUCUGCGCAGAUUUGUUCAUCUCCCCGGCUAAGUUAAACCGACUUGCGGGGGGAAGGCGAUCCAAUAAAGACCCACCUGCAGGGAGCAAGCCGAAGCAUCAUCAUCCCCCCUAUGUCAGAUCAUUAUUUAACUGCAAAAUUUUGCGCAAACAUUACAGAGUUAUAAACGGGCACGACUUUUCCAAAAAGAAAAGUAGCAAUGAUGCAAAACGGAGGAGGAAGAAAAAGAAGAAAGGAAAACAGCUCGUGCGUUGUGGUGGUUUGGGCCUGUCUGGUCAUAUGCACAUGUACUACGUUAACUAUGUUGAUAAAAGGGUCAGCAAAGGAAACCAGGGGGAGGCCUCCUCAUCCGGGGUGGAGUUACAAAAGGAUAAAAAAGUUACCUACGGUGUUCAGCACGCAGGUAAGUUGUGUGACCAUUGGAAGGUGUCACACGUAGGAGACAGCUCCAAAAAUUCACCCACCGACUGUUGGCAGGACCACCCGUGGACCAAUCAGCCAGACCGGGACUGCCUCUCUGACGUCGUAAUGGAAAAAACGCAUAACCCUCUGGAGGGGGAAGGGGCGUCUCCAGUGAGCGGCUGGUCCAGUGGCCACCUGAAUGGCUACCUUAGUGAGUGCCUGCCUGGUCGCCAUGAAAAUUUCAAGAGGUCAAUUUUGAAAAAAAGGGGAAACAACCUGAACGUCCGUGAUGGAAAGUCAAAGCAGAACGGGGAUGACUGCACAGUGCGGAUGAACGGGACAGAUCCUGUAGACGCAAGAAACGCUUAUCACAUUCUAGUGCAAAUUUCGACGUGGUUAAGUAAAAACUCCGCUGCGCAGCUCGCGUGGAUCGGUCAGAAGCUUUUUAAGAUGUGCCUUCCGGAACUGCUGUGCAUCGUCCUGGCGCUACAAGCUAACAUGUUCAUGGGAAAGAACAUUUUGACGAACAUAAAACGAAUCGACCGCAUACUGAAGCUAUGCGCCGAGAGCCCGCAGCUGGUUUACUUCGCCGCAGAGUCAUUGAAAAACCACAGAAGUAAGACAAAUCGGAAGACAUACAAAAAUUACUUUAGCAUAGGUAAAAGGUACAAGGAAAUUUUUAUGAAGAGAAAAAGGGACGUCAUCGACUCGAAGGAAGAGCUCUUCCAACUGUGUCGGCAUUUUUUACCAUGCGAUGGGGUGGACAAGGGAAACAACCACAACGGUGCAGUUUGA